AUGGCACAUUUUCAAACUCAAGAAAUUAUGGGUACAACCCUAGAAACCACCAAUAGGUAUUCAAACCUGGAACUUAGGGGUGUUGGCGCUUCGGGAGUAGUCUGCUCAGCACUUGAUACGGUAGCAAAUGAAACAGUGGCGAUAAAGAAAAUACCGAAGCCGUUUGAGAAUAACGGCGUGGCCAGGCGAGCGUAUCGUGAGGUUCAUCUGUUAAGCAAUAUGCGACAUGACAAUUUGAUCAACAUGAGAGACAUUUUUAUUUCCCCUUCAGAGGAUCUAUAUAUUGUGACAGACUACAUCAAAACAGACCUUUCUCAUGUCAUCCGGUCAAAAUCAAAACCAUUGGAGGGUCAAUUUGUGCAAUUCUUCACUUAUCAACUCUUACGAGGACUGAAAUAUCUCCACUCAGCCGGCGUGAUUCACCGCGACCUCAAACCCGGUAACAUUCUCAUUAAUGACAACUGUGACCUGAAGAUCUGCGAUUUUGGAUUGGCUCGAGAGCAGGACCACCAGAUGACGGGCUAUGUCACUACUCGGUACUACCGAGCACCGGAAAUCAUGUUGACAUGGCAGAAAUACUCCUAUGCUGUCGACAUCUGGAGUGUCGGGUGCAUUUUGGCGGAAAUGCUCUUAGGAAAAACUCUCUUCGCUGGAAAAGACCAUGUGCACCAGUUUACACUGAUCACUGAGAUCUUGGGUAAACCACCCAAAGAGGUCAUGGAAAAAGUGUAUAGCAAGAGUACGUUGGAAUUCGUCGAGAACCUACCUAAACCGAAGCCAUGUUCACUUGCAUCUCGCAUGGGAGAUGCCGACCCUCAAGCGGUCGAUCUCUUAGAGAAAAUGCUCAACCUCGACCCGGAAAAGAGAAUCACUACGUCCGAGGCUCUCAUGCACCCUUAUUUGUCAACAUAUCAGGACUCUGAAGACGAACCUGCUUUUGGAAAGGAACUUAGCUGGGACCUAUUGGAGUCGGAGCUAUCGGCAGACGAGUGGAAGACCAACAUGUACUUUGAGGUUUUAGAUUUCCACCGCGGUGCUUGCGAUGGGCAAGAUAAGGAGGUUCCUACCACAAAGGUCAACCUGAACAACUUGUCCAAAGAGAUGAUGAUGGAAACGUAUUAG
This is a messenger RNA of Penicillium longicatenatum, 1122 nucleotides long. RefSeq lists its product as uncharacterized. The transcript is spliced from 8 exons. Lineage: Eukaryota; Fungi; Ascomycota; Eurotiomycetes; Eurotiales; Aspergillaceae. Gene Ontology annotation, cellular component: nucleus; cytoplasm. Gene Ontology annotation, molecular function: MAP kinase activity; ATP binding. Gene Ontology annotation, biological process: protein phosphorylation; osmosensory signaling pathway; cellular response to oxidative stress. The record is from RefSeq and is a predicted model, not a curated record. The coding region runs from base 1 to 1122 and encodes 373 amino acids.